Messenger RNA from Durio zibethinus, 786 nucleotides. Lineage: Eukaryota; Viridiplantae; Streptophyta; Magnoliopsida; Malvales; Malvaceae. The record is from RefSeq and is a predicted model, not a curated record.
AUGAAUUGGUCUUCAAUGGAAGGUAUAGGUGGAGUACUUAGGGAUGAAUUUGGGGCUGUCAAAGGGAAAUAUUCUAAAUUCGUGGGAAUAGCAGAUGCAAAUAAGGCUGAGUUGAUGGCAAUAAAGGAGGCGUUUAUUCUUUACAUAACUUCCCCUUGGGAAAAUACGCAUACAUUGGUGAUUGAAAGUGAUUUCUUACAUGUGGUCACUUGGAUCAAACCCCCCCAAACUACUUCUUGGAGGUUCAGGAAACGCAUAAUACAUUUGGAAACCUUGCAGAAACAACUAAGAAGUUGGUUUGAUAGGAAAAUGAAGAACACCUAUGAUCAUCUACUCUUCAGCAGAAGUCCCCUUCUAAGUUUAUAUGCUGACAUCUCUGUAACAUGUAAGGAAUAUUGCAAUCCAAACCAAUCCAUGUUGGAGUUAGUUUUUGCCCCUGCAGAAGAAUAGAUUGCACGAAGUGACUAAGAAAUUAUUGAUGCUACAAUGAAGGAACUUGAAAAGCUCUUUCCUGAUGAAAUUUCUGUAGAUCAGAGCAAAGCAAAAGUCGUAAAGUACCAUAUUGUUAAAACAGCAACUGAUUAUCAUUUCAGAUCUGUAUAUAAAACUGUUCCAAAUUGUGAACCCUGCCGCCCCUUGCAACGAUCUUCCAUAGAGGGGUUCUAUCUAUCAGGUGAUUACACAAAGCAAAGGUAUUUAGCUUCGAUGGAAGGUGCUGUUCUCUCAGGGAAGCUUUGUGCACAGUCUAUUGUACAGGAUUAUGAGUUGCUUUGCACUUUGGGAUAA